UUAUAUUAUCACUCUUUCACAUUUUCCACUUUAUCUUAACAGAACUCGGCCGUCUUCCAAAACCACACAGAAAUUUAAAAAGAAGUUAAAAAUGGUGGCGGCAAAAGGAGGAAAGAAGAAGACACAGUCAACAUAUGUGAUAGAUUGUGGGAAGCCCGUUGAAGACAAGAUUAUGGAAAUUGCAUCACUUGAAAAGUUUUUACAAGAAAGAAUCAAAGUUGGUGGCAAAGCAGGGAAUCUUGGUGAUUCUGUUUCUAUUUCUCGUGAGAAAAACAAGAUUUCUGUCACUGCUGAUUCCACUUUCUCAAAAAGGUACUUGAAGUACUUGACAAAGAAAUACUUGAAGAAGCACAAUGUUAGAGACUGGCUUCGUGUAAUUGCUUCAAACAAGGACCGCAAUGUUUAUGAGUUGCGAUACUUCAACAUUGCUGAGAACGAGGGUGAGGAGGAAGAUUAAACAAGGGACAGUUCUUGGCGUUAUGUAGUUUUGUUGGCAUGGUAGACUUGUUAUCAGGUUCAUUUUGCUUCAGACUUCCAAAUAUUGAUUUGCAGUAAAAUUCUGGUUCAAUGUGAUCUUUUAAUUUUCUUUUGCCA
This is a messenger RNA of Erigeron canadensis, 594 nucleotides long. Its product is annotated as 60S ribosomal protein L22-3-like. Gene Ontology annotation, cellular component: ribosome. Lineage: Eukaryota; Viridiplantae; Streptophyta; Magnoliopsida; Asterales; Asteraceae. Gene Ontology annotation, molecular function: RNA binding; structural constituent of ribosome. Gene Ontology annotation, biological process: cytoplasmic translation. The coding region runs from base 92 to 457 and encodes 121 amino acids. The transcript has 3 exons. The record is from RefSeq and is a predicted model, not a curated record.